Scophthalmus maximus (turbot) is the source of this 3863-nucleotide messenger RNA. It is a transcript of the gene mtmr9, whose product is annotated as myotubularin related protein 9. NCBI's taxonomy places the organism in Eukaryota, Metazoa, Chordata, Actinopteri, Pleuronectiformes, Scophthalmidae. The transcript has 11 exons. Gene Ontology annotation, biological process: negative regulation of autophagy. The record is from RefSeq and is a predicted model, not a curated record. Bases 149 to 1798 code for a protein of 549 amino acids.
CAAAUACGGCGUAAGACUAUUUUUUCUGUAUUUGCUAGGAACAUUCUCCGGGGCAAGAAAACUUCCCGUCAGUUGUUUCCAGUCGGCGUGUUUUUGUGAACGUACCAUUCUCGCUCAGUAGCAUAAUAAAGGAAGAGAUCGCCAGGUCAUGGAGUUUGCAGAGCUGAUAAAAACACCCAGGGUAGACGGGGUCGUCCUCCACCGGCCUUUCCUGCCCACCGUGGAGGGGACUCUGUGUUUGACCGGCCAUCACCUGAUUCUCUCCUCCAGACAGGACAACACGGAGGAGCUGUGGCUGCUGCACUCAAACAUCGACUCCAUAGAAAAGAGAUUCGUGGGGUCUCUCGGAAGCAUCAUUGUCAAAUGCAAAGACCUGAGGGUGAUCCAGUUGGACAUCCCUGGUAUGGAGGAGUGUCUCAACAUUUCCAGCUCUGUUGAGGCUUUGUCCACUCUUGAUUCGGUCUCCCUGAUGUACCCUUUCUUCUACCGGCCCAUGUUUGAGGUGAUAGAAGAUGGCUGGAAUUCUUUCCUUCCAGAGGAGGUCUUUAAAGAUUUGGAAUCCAUGACCGAUGAGUGGAGGCUGAGUGAAGUCAACAAGGACUUCAGCGUGUGUCCGUCAUAUCCUCCUCUAGUGGCGGUGCCCAAAGAUGUUGACGACGACACGCUGAGAAAAGUGGCUUCUUUCCGUCACAGUGGCCGGUUUCCAGUACUUAGCUAUUACCAUAAAAAGAAUGGCAUGGUGAUGAUGCGAGCGGGGCAGCCUCUGACUGGAACCAAUGGGCGACGGUGUAAGGAGGAUGAAAAGCUGAUCAACGCCACCCUGCGACCCGGCAAACGUGGCUACAUUAUUGACACGCGCACCAUCAACGUUGCCCAGCAGGCCAAAGCUCGGGGUGGAGGAUUUGAGUCGGAGGCUAACUACCCCCAGUGGAGGAGGAUCCACAAGACCAUUGAAAGGGCUAAUGUCCUGCAGGAGGGCCUGAUAAAGCUGGUGGAGGCAUGUAAUGACCAGUCGCACAACAUGGACCGCUGGUUAAGCAAGCUGGAGGCGUCUAACUGGCAGACUCAUGUCAAGGAGAUCCUCACCACUGCUUGUCUUGCUGCCCAGUGUAUUGACAGGGAGGGGGCAUCGGUGCUUGUUCAUGGUACAGAAGGGACAGACUCCACCCUGCAGGUGACGUCCUUGGCUCAGAUCAUCCUCGAUCCGGCCUGCAGGACCAUCAGAGGCUUCCAGGGCCUGGUGGAGCGAGAGUGGCUCCAGGCGGGUCACCCGUUCCAGCAGCGCUGUGCCCAGUCGGCCUUCUCCAAUAACAAGUCCCGCCAAGAGGCGCCCGUCUUCCUGCUUUUCCUGGAUUGUGUAUGGCAGAUCCUUCGGCAGUUUCCCUGCUCCUUUGAAUUCAGCGAGAGCUUCCUGGUGCUGCUCUUCGAACACACCUACGCCUCUCAGUUUGGUACCUUCCUGGGCAACGGUGCGGCUGGGAGAGCCAAACUGUCCCUGCCUGAGAAGACUGUGUCCCUUUGGUCGUGGGUGAAUCGGCCCCAGGAGCUGGAGCGUCUGACCAACCCGCUCUACGAGGCCAACAGCCUUGUGAUCUGGCCCUCCGUGGCCCCUCAGAGCCUGCUGCUGUGGGAAGGAGUGUUCCUCCGCUGGAACCGCUCUUCCAAGUGUUUGGAUGAAGCCUAUGAGGAAAUGGUGCAUAUUAUUGAAUACAACAAGGAGCUACAGAACAAAGUAAACAGCCUGCGCAGGCAGCUAGCCCAGCUGGAAACUGAGGACCCCCUGCUUCAAACACCAUAGAGAGUGUGUUUGUGUGAGAGAGAGAGAGAGAGAGAGAGAGAAAGAGUGAGUGAGAGAGAGCGUGGUAGAAAAUGUGGAAAAAUAACUAGAUGUAAAUACAGGUCAGUGUCAGCGCGGUCUUAGGCUUCAUUUGCCAAUUUUUGUUCCCUGUUCACGUGAAAAGCAAGAGCACUCAGAGAGCGCAGACCUCCGCCAAGGCUGAGCAAAACCUUCACCUACACAUAUGCAGUUUCACCCAAAUCUUGCAUUACCAUUUCCAAUCUGUUCCAAUCCAAUUGUUGUUUUUUUAAAUGUUAUGUGUUUGUGAAGAUAUGGCUCAAAAUGUUUGGCAAUGGUGAAGAAUCCAUCAAAGGAUAUAAGAUAUUCUGCUCCAAUUCAAUCACCUGUUACCAUUGCAGAGUCCAAUCUUUGAUUAUUAUUAUUUUUAAUCUGUAACUUUUUGAGCAAUCCCUCUCACGGAUAAACAAACAAACUGAACGCAUGACCUCCUCGGCGGAGGUAAGGAAAUGUAAUUGGCCCUAUAUUGGCCUCCUUUAAGCUCAAACUCAAAGCGUCAUUGAUUUUGCAUGAAUGCAGUAAUUCUUCACAAACAUGACUUGAUGAGUGAGAAAGGGGGGAUAAAAUGAACACAAGCAGUUAUUUCUCAGGUCACUGCUAAAAGCCAAACUGUCUCACAGGCCUUGGGUAUCAGUUUGUAGGCACGACAGAUGUGUAGAAAACAGCGUUGUGUUCUUUAAAUACUGCUUUGGCCGGUCAGCUGAUUUCACAGUUGCUAAGCAAGUUACUCCUCAAACUUACUGACCUUCGUUUACACACUCACACAUCUUAACAUUGAGUGAGCGACGCCCCUUUCCUGCCCAAACUACAUGCUUGUGCAUUCAUAUUGUUGAGGUAGGAGAUACUGGGGCAUUUGGGUGACAGUUUUCACUUAAAGACUUUCAGGCUACAUAUUUUCACCAACCAUCCUGCUGAAUGUAUAUGACACUGAAACGCUGCAGAGUAACUAUGGCAACAUAUAGGGUGCUAUAAGGCAGCAUGUGGCUUUGCCGAUGCUCGAUGAUGUAAUGAGCGUAGGAAGGGUCAGCUACUACUGUACCUGUACCGUACAACCAGAGGGGAGGCUUGUUUGAAUGUAAAAUAUCCUGAUGGUUGAACGUUGGUCCGAUCAUUAUUUGACAUUCCAGUUAGUAUCAUGUCUUUACACAAAUUAAGUACAAGUAAGAUUUAUUUAACAAAACCUCAUGAAACAAUGUCACUUUGCUGGGAAAUGUCUUUUUUUUUACUGCCAUAAUAGACAAAAGUAAAUAUGUUCAUAUUAAAUGUCAAAACAUGCCAAUACAUCCAACCAAUGUAAACUCCAAUUUGUUACUUGUUUACUUGAAAUCUGAGGAAAAAAGACAGUGUGUAGUGGGAAAGUUCACAUCUGUGUCAACCCGGUGGCCCUGAAGUCAUUUGAGACAUAUAUGACUCGACCUAAAUUCUCCUGGCACUUCGAUUGGCCUAAAGCUUAUGGUGCUAAACUGUGACUGCGAGGAGAGAAAAAGAGGUGAACUUGCGGUAAAAUUGGAUCCAGCGUUCAUCAUUUGUCUUUGCCAGUAGGGAAAUGUAUAUUCAUCUGCUUAUUCCCAUGCCAUCUUUAUAUAUUUCAUCUGUUUUGCUUCAAUAAUUAUGUAAUAUUCACACUAAACAGAACAGAUUCCAGCCACUACAUACAACUGCUUUGGAAAGGGAAUGUUUACAUGUAUGUUUCUUGCCUGCACUAUAUACAUUUACCAAAAACACACCUGAACAAUGGUUUUCACCAAAGUGUGGUGUUGAUUAAUGAUUAUAAAUUAAUUUCUUGUAUUGCUUGGUCAAAAAUAAUCAACAAAACUCUAAAGGAUUAUCAGCACUGUUGUUUGUCUGUUGUUGUUGUUUUGCUUAUCAAAUUUGUGCAAUGCCUUACUGUGAAAUCCGAAUAUAAAAAAAACCAAGUUUUUGUUUCUGUAAAAUUUAUAGAUUGUUUAUUUGAUCAACUUUUUUAUGUUUAAUGUUUUCAAGCCAUUAAAAAUUACAGCAAAAAAGA